Messenger RNA from Hemicordylus capensis (graceful crag lizard), 1885 nucleotides. RefSeq names its product LIM homeobox transcription factor 1 beta (gene LMX1B). The transcript is spliced from 7 exons. Gene Ontology annotation, biological process: regulation of transcription by RNA polymerase II; neuron differentiation. The coding region runs from base 291 to 1289 and encodes 332 amino acids. Gene Ontology annotation, cellular component: nucleus. Gene Ontology annotation, molecular function: DNA-binding transcription factor activity, RNA polymerase II-specific; RNA polymerase II transcription regulatory region sequence-specific DNA binding. The record is from RefSeq and is a predicted model, not a curated record. Lineage: Eukaryota; Metazoa; Chordata; Lepidosauria; Squamata; Cordylidae.
GGAUAUUAGUGAACAGUCCCGAAUCCGCCUGGGGAGGCUAGUGAACAAUAGUGAAUCCUUACGCGGAAGCUAGUGCACCGCUGCGAAUCCUCGCGUGGGUACGAGUGAAUUCUCGCGAGUCCUGCUGAAAUGGUCUGCGGGAAUGGGAUUUGCAAGUCUUGUGAGCUGGAUUUGACACGUGUCUCUGUCUGUCUGUCCCUGCUGUUUGUCUUCGCUUCUCCUCAGGGUCAGACUGCCAACACCAGGCCGUCUGCGAGGGCUGCCAGCGGCCCAUUUCGGACCGCUUUCUGAUGCGCGUCAACGAAUCCUCCUGGCACGAAGAGUGUCUACAGUGCGCCGUGUGUCAGCAAGCUCUCACGACCAGCUGCUACUUCCGGGAUCGCAAACUCUACUGCAAGCAAGACUACCAACAAUUGUUUGCAGCGAAGUGCAGCGGCUGCAUGGAGAAAAUCGCCCCGACCGAGUUCGUGAUGCGGGCGCUGGAGUGCGUGUACCAUUUGAGCUGCUUCUGCUGCUGCGUGUGCGAGCGGCAGCUGAGGAAAGGGGACGAGUUUGUCCUGAAGGAAGGCCAGCUGCUCUGCAAAAGCGACUAUGAAAAGGAGAAAGAUUUGCUCAGCUCCGUCAGUCCAGAUGAUUCCGAUUCAGUUAAAAGUGAUGACGAAGAUGGCGACGUCAAACCCACGAAGGGACAAGCAAACCCAGGGAAGGGUGGUGACGACGGGAAAGAUCCCAGGAGACCAAAGCGGCCACGGACUAUACUUACCACACAACAGAGAAGAGCUUUUAAAGCCUCCUUCGAAGUAUCUUCCAAGCCUUGUAGGAAGGUAAGGGAGACGCUAGCAGCUGAAACUGGUCUCAGCGUCCGAGUUGUCCAGGUGUGGUUUCAGAAUCAAAGAGCAAAGAUGAAGAAAUUGGCUCGGCGGCACCAGCAACAGCAGGAGCAGCAGAAUUCCCAGCGCCUAGGUCAAGAAGUAAUGUCUAACCGGAUGGAAGGGAUGAUGACCUCCUAUACGCCACUAGCGCCACCACAACAGCAGAUCGUCACGAUGGAUCAAAGCAACUAUGCCACUGACCCCUUCCAGCAAGGUCUCACCCCACCACAAAUGCCAGGUGACCACAUGAACCCCUAUGGAAACGACUCCAUUUUCCACGACAUCGACAGCGAUACCUCUUUAACUAGCUUGAGCGACUGUUUUCUGGCCUCGUCGGAGGUGAACUCCAUGCAGGCUAGGGUAGGCAACCCCAUUGACAGGCUGUACUCUAUGCAGAGCUCCUAUUUUGCCUCAUGAAACACAAAGGAAAACUGACCGACUGAAAAGAAAGCCGACUCUUUUUUUGUGUGUGUGAGUGACUUUUCCCCUCCCCUGGUCUCAGCUCAGACUCUACAGCCAUAUUUUUUCCUCAGCACUUCCUUCACGCUGACUUCGGGCACUGUGACGACAGGAGUAUUACAUUGAGGAAGACUCUACAAUCGUAUUCAAAAUGGAAAAGCAGCCGCCGGUUCCCCUCAGAGUGACGCCCCCAGCGUCAGGCCGAAGAGAAAAACAGGGACGGAGACAACCAUGUGGGCCCACGGCUUCAACCCUCAGCUUGGUUUCUUGGUUACCACCCCAAAGGAAAUAAGUAUUUGCCGAGAGCUUCGCCGUUUGGAUCGCUUUUGAACACAUGAAGCCACCAGUCACCGCCAUUUUGGUUUGGCCAACAUGACACAAAUCCACUGGAGAAAGCCUUCCCCUUUUCCUUCCUGCAUGUUUCGCCUUUAGUUACGGAUCAAUGGCCUUCUGAACUGUGAGAUGUUUUAAUGUAACUGUGACCCCUUGAACAGUCGUUCCUUUUCGAUCCUUCCCCCCCACCCCUUGUGCUCUCCAUAAAACCCUUGACCCUG